AUGCAUUUGCCACUCCGGUCUUCCAUGGCGCAGAGCGCAAGACUUUCAGUACCUGAUAAGCAGUAUCAGAUUGCCGAUUGGUGUAUUCGGAAGAAAUUUCAUGACCUUGUGACACGGAUACAUCGAACCCUCGUCAUUGCACCAACCAACCACAGCGUCUCCUUGGGCUUUGUCUCAACACAACUAGCGACGCCUGUCUCUACCGUGGCUUCGGCAGAAGUGCCUGACGGAACCACUAUCCUUGGACAAGCCAGGCAGAAGAAGCGCAAACGGAUCAAGUCCACAGUUUGGGGCAAACCCCAAACUGGAGAUGAGGACGAGGCAUUCAAUUACGCGACCAUGCCGAACCUGCUCGAUGAUGUCCCACCAGCCCCUGAGGAGCUCAACACGAGAAGAAAAAGAAGCAGAAAGCCAAGGCAAUCCUCCAGCAUCCCACAAUCUUCCUUCGGUAGAAACGUGGUGUUGUUCAUAUGCUAUAUCACUCCUAUGUGCGAUUUGAACAACAUCAUUUUGCUCCCGUACCAAUACCGCGAGGCAAACGCAAAAUUCCAAUGCUUGAGUACUACUCAAUUCCCGGCUGUGAAUAGCCAGGCUAUGGUUACCUUCACGCCGAGAUGUGUACACGUACACGGUGCAUUUUUCGGUAGCCGUCUCGUCACGGUGACCAGCAUUGUGAUAUUUCCUUUGGAGAGCGCAAGAUUAGCUCGUGAGUGA
This is a messenger RNA of Suillus clintonianus, 714 nucleotides long. RefSeq lists its product as uncharacterized. The coding region runs from base 1 to 714 and encodes 237 amino acids. The record is from RefSeq and is a predicted model, not a curated record. The transcript is spliced from 9 exons. NCBI's taxonomy places the organism in Eukaryota, Fungi, Basidiomycota, Agaricomycetes, Boletales, Suillaceae.